AUGGCAGCAUCAAUUCAAAAUAUUGAAGAUAAUGCUCCUCAAUAUGGGGUCUCACCACCAAUAUGCGUAAAAAAACCUAAUUUAUAUGAAGAAUUUUUAACAGCUAAACUUGAAGAGGUUCUACGGAAUUACAAUUUAUUUGAAACCAAAGAAGGUAUUGAGAAACGUAUAGAAGUUUUAAGAGUUUUAAACGCUAAAUUUAAAAAAUGGGUUCGCGAUACAUCUAAAGGAAAAAUAGGAGAUGAAUGUAUAGAUAAAGUUGGUGGUAAACUUUUUACUUUUGGUUCGUAUCGUCUUGGUGUUAAUAAUCCCGGUGCAGAUAUUGAUUCUUUGUGUGUAGCACCAAGACAUAUCAAUCGAAGUGAUUUUUUUACAUCUUUUUAUAAAGUUUUAGAAGAAGAUUCAGAUGCAACGGAACUUCAUGCUGUUCAGGAUGCAUUUGUACCAUUAAUUAAAUUAAAAUAUAGAGAUGUAGAAUUGGAUGUAUUGUUUGCUAGAUUAGCUAACAAAGAGGUUCCUGAUGAUCAAACUUUGGAAGAUAGUACACUUUUAAAGAAUUUAGAUGAAAAAUGUGUUCGAUCACUUAAUGGCUGUAGAGUCGCAGAUGAAAUAUUAAAAUCUGUUCCAAAUAUUGAAUCAUACAUUGGAACAUUACGUGCUAUCAAACAUUGGGCUAAAGUUCGCGGGAUAUAUUCGAACGUUCUUGGUUUCUUUGGAGGUAUUACUUGGGCUAUACUUGUAGCAAGAUGUUGUCAAUUAUAUCCAUAUGCAACACCUGCAAGAUUGCUUGUUAAAUUCUUUUAUAUAUUUAAAUCAUGGGAAUGGCCCUCUCCAGUAUUUUUGAAGAAGACAGACUCACCAGAUAAUGAUCCAUUGUCAGCAUAUGUAUGGGAUCCUAGACAAAAAGCUGCUGAUAGAUACCAUUUAAUGCCGAUAAUAACACCAGCAUUUCCAGAACAAAAUUCUACAUUUAAUGUUUCUAAUUCUACAAAAAGAAUUAUACUUAGAGAAAUACAAGAAGGUUUUAAUAUUUGUCGUGAGGUUUUGAGCGGAAAAAGCUCAUGGGAUAAACUUUUUCAAGAAAUAAAUUUUUUCUCUAGAUACAAGCACCUUUUAGUUUGUUUCAUUGCUAGUCCUAAUGAGAGUGUAUUUUUAAAUUUUAAAGGACUUGUUGAGUCCAAAUUAAGACAUUUAACAUCUAAUUUUGAGCGUAGUCAAUAUAUUGAUCUGGUUCAUGUUUUUUCUAAAAGUUUUAAACCUAAAUCUGACUCUCCUGUUGUUCAAGAGUUAAUUAAAGGUAUUGAGGAUCCAUCAAUGUGCUGUUGGUUUAUUGGAUUAGAUUUUAAAAAAGAUAUGAAAUGUGAGGUUGAUUUAACUGCAGAAAUACAACAAUUUCAUGAUCUUAUUGCUUUGACAAAACAAAAAAAUAAUCCUAAUGAUGAAGAUAGUAAACUCGCUUUAAAAUAUUUAAAAAGAUCAAAAGAAAAUGUUACUGAAUGGAUCUCAGAAGAGGAUUUUAAAAGAGGGCGUAAGGCAAUGUCUGCAAAACAACAAGCCGCCAUUGAACAGAAAGCUCAAAAUACAGAUAUGAAUAUUGAUACUCUUUACGUCCAAUUAAAUGACGUUUUCAAUUCAAAUGAAGAAUUAAAGAUACAAUGGUUGAAAUUUCUCAGUGAAAAAGAUAUUAAUGGAGAUAUUUCACAUAAUAAAUUAGCUAAUCAAGUAAAUAUUGUUUCGUCAACAGAAACAUCUAAUAAUUCUUUGUUUACUUCACAAAAUGAAACAACUGAUUCUAUGAAUACUACCACAUCAACUACAGUAAAUGCCACUAAUUUAACUACAACACUUACAACAAAUAAUAUUCCUCGUAAACGUAAGCAUAGUGAAUCUGAAAAAAAUGGUGGUGUCAGUAAAGUGUUAUCAUGGGCACAAAAUUAA
Strongyloides ratti is the source of this 1938-nucleotide messenger RNA. Its product is annotated as Nucleotidyl transferase domain and Poly(A) polymerase, RNA-binding domain and Poly(A) polymerase, central domain and Nucleotidyltransferase, class I, C-terminal-like domain and Poly(A) polymerase family-containing protein. Lineage: Eukaryota; Metazoa; Nematoda; Chromadorea; Rhabditida; Strongyloididae. Gene Ontology annotation, molecular function: RNA binding; poly(A) RNA polymerase activity. The transcript has 4 exons. Bases 1 to 1938 code for a protein of 645 amino acids. The record is from RefSeq and is a predicted model, not a curated record. Gene Ontology annotation, cellular component: nucleus.